UGAGGCCUGGACUCGCCGUCGCCGAGACUCGCUUCGGUUUGACGUUCGUGCGAUCGACAGUCCAGCGCGGAAAGCCGUCGAUAGUGCGCGAUUAUUUUUUACCGCGUUUGCAUGUGCGCGUUUGUAUCUUCCGCGAUGCAGGAACUCGACGACGUUACAGUGCAUCGCGCGUGAUUGUGCGUGGGUGCAUGCGUUGGAUGCGCGCGUGCGCGCGCGCGCGAUGCGGAUUGCAUUAUUAUACGGAUGACCUCGCACCACCAGUAUGAAGCCUGCUCAAGGCAUACCGUUCGAGUGCCGUUAAGAAUCGCCGCAAGAAUCGAUUGCGGGACGAAUUACGAUCGUGUCCUAAAUCUGUGAUUCGAGAGAAGGAGAAAGGCAAAAAAGAAGAAUUAUAAAACGGAUGCGAGAGCAGAGCGUCAAGCCGGUUGAUCAUUUCAACGAAGUCCAUCGCGCAUCGAACCGGGAUUAUCUUAACCGAAUGUUUCCGGAUGUGAUUGUAAACAGCAUGAGAUUCAUAGUGAUAGCUGCUAUUAUAUUGGCCGAUGUCUCGCUUGCCAAUCUUGAUCUUCAGGGUGUCAGAUGUGGCGAGAAACGUUGCAAUGCGUCGGAAUAUUGCAGCGAUUUCGACAUGCACUGUAGACCCUGUGCAGUCGUGUGCGACAAGAACAACCACAAUUACCAACUAGAAGAAUGCAUAAAAGCUUGUCAAGUUUAUCUUGAUGAUCAGCGCUAUAUGGAACGUAUGGAUUUAAAUAGACGGUACGAUGAUCUCAGAGAAAAGGUGGAAAGAUUCCAGAAUUGGUUCGUGAUCACAACGACGUUGACCUGCUUCUCACUAUUGGGAAUGUUGUACCUGCUGGGGAGAACUUUAAUACGAUGGGAAAGGAUCCAAAAUACCUUGCGAACCGUAUUCAGAAAGAAGCUCGCAAAGGUAGCCAAUAAAAAUAAAGACGACAUCGAGGCAGCUGUGAAUAAACAAAAUGUUCUCAAAUUGACUAUACCAAGCAUAAGUGCCACAGUUGAACCAGAACCCAAGAUUACCGAGAAUAGUAGUAGUAAUAGUAACGGGAAUAGCACUACACCGAAUACCACGAGUACUCCUCUAUCACGGCGAUGUGCCAGCGAGGAUACCACUCUUGAUUAUGCGUAUGAUAAUCCGGCAAUGACACCAAGUCCAGAAACCGCGCAGCUUAGAACAAAAGUUCAUGAGAGCUCAUUUUAAGAUUACAGAUUUAGCAUUUAACAGAACAUGAAAAGAUACGCGUAAGAUUUUUCUCGAUUUUAAAUCGAAACAGAUUUUAAAAGGAAAUGAAAAUGUUUGUACGUGUAAAAAAACACAAUUUAAAGUUUCGCUGCGAAAUAAGUUGGAACAAGCUUUGUGAUAAUAAUUAUUUUUAUUGAGAAAGGAAAAAAUAUUCGAAUAUUCAGAAUAUUAAAAAAAAAUUGUUUUAUCGGAAUCUUGAAUGAUUCUGGCUCAAGUGAGCAGGAAAAUGGAAAUAGGAUGUGGCGAAGUACAUAUGAAUGAAAUGACGUGGCUACUAUUUCUCCUAUUUGAUAUUUUGUAAUUGUACAUUGAAGUAUUUCAUAAGGUUUUUCACGUUUCUAUGAAUGAGAAUUUUUUGAGAUAUUGUAAACGCAUAAUAGAGUAAAGAACGAUUAAAUGAGAGAGAUCGUUCAUC
This is a messenger RNA of Camponotus floridanus (Florida carpenter ant), 1679 nucleotides long. RefSeq names its product protein grindelwald. Bases 401 to 1222 code for a protein of 273 amino acids. NCBI's taxonomy places the organism in Eukaryota, Metazoa, Arthropoda, Insecta, Hymenoptera, Formicidae. The record is from RefSeq and is a predicted model, not a curated record. The transcript is spliced from 5 exons.